This is a messenger RNA of Elgaria multicarinata webbii, 1256 nucleotides long. It is a transcript of the gene TIMMDC1, whose product is annotated as translocase of inner mitochondrial membrane domain containing 1. Gene Ontology annotation, cellular component: mitochondrion. The transcript has 7 exons. The record is from RefSeq and is a predicted model, not a curated record. Bases 47 to 835 code for a protein of 262 amino acids. Lineage: Eukaryota; Metazoa; Chordata; Lepidosauria; Squamata; Anguidae.
CUCGCUCUGCUUCUGUCUUUCCCCCCGUCCGCUCGGCUGCCUGGUUAUGGAGCGGCCGCCCGCGGUGCCAGGAGCGGGAAGUCUGCCCCGGGGCUUUGCCGACGGAAGCGCUGCUUCGUCCUCCGCGCUGGACGCGGAACAGCCGGGCUCCGUGAAGCCUCGGUUUGUGGGCAGGCCGCAGCCGACGGAUUCGGGCUGGGAACGACUCCGGGCGCUCUUCCUCCGAGAUGAACUAAAUCGAUACCCAGAAGAAACUCUGAAUAUAUUCAAAGCAACAUUUUCAGGGGGUAUGAUUGGACUGUUCUAUGGAGGUAUACCUGGCUUUAGAUAUGCCAAAAAACGAUACAUUGAGCAGAGCGAAGCAGAGAUUUACCAUAAUCGUCUGGAUGCUGUGCAAUCUGCACAUCGUGCAGCGAUCAGGGGCUUCGUCCGUUAUGGCUGGCGUUGGGGCUGGAGAAUUGCUGCCUUUGUGGCACUAUUCAACACAGUAAGCACUGGUUUGUCUGUAUACCGGGAUAAAUUUGUCAUCAGUCAUUUUGCCAUUGCAGGAGCUUGUACUGGAGGCUUGUUCAGAAUGCACUUGGGCUUGAGAGGUUUGACUGGAGGCAGCAUUUUUGGAGCAUUGUUGGGUGUCCCUGCUGGAGGGUUACUAAUGGCAAUGCAAAAUCUUACUGGCGAAACCAUGGCUGAGAAAAGGAAACGGGAGCAAAGGGAGCAAUAUGAACAGAAGUUGGCAGAGUGGCAAUCCAGACUCAGCAUUAUUGAGAAUGUUUCAGAAGAAGUAGAUGGUGUCCCUCAGGAAAGAGCUUGGGAGAGAGAUGCUAAAAAGACGUAGGAAUUACUAAAUCUUCCUUCAAACUCUGAAUCAUACAUGGUCAGCAAUCAGCUUAGUGCUGCGAACUGAACUCUUAACUCAUUGUGUCUCAAGAUCUUGUGCUAAAGUCCUCCUUACCCCUACUGCCCAUGGCACAAUAAGCGAUCCUGAGAAAAGUUCCUAAGUUUGGUCAGAUAAACUUGUGGAAUGGGAAGUUCAACUUCAAAGGAUGACUAGCUCCCUUUUUGUUGGAAAGAGGAAAGCCUGCAUGCUUCUGUGGACAUAUUAAUGAAGUGAAAGAGGCACAGAAAAGUACAACACUGCCUAUUGCUAGGGCAAGCUGUAAGUGCUGUAAGAUGGUCGUAUGAAAGAGGACUUCAGGAUAAGUAGGGUUGUUGAAGAUUGGAAAUGCUUCUAAAAGAAUAAAGGACUGCAAAAAUAA